Leishmania braziliensis MHOM/BR/75/M2904 is the source of this 1983-nucleotide messenger RNA. RefSeq lists its product as hypothetical. The coding region runs from base 1 to 1983 and encodes 660 amino acids. Gene Ontology annotation, cellular component: cytoplasm. NCBI's taxonomy places the organism in Eukaryota, Euglenozoa, Kinetoplastea, Trypanosomatida, Trypanosomatidae. The record is from RefSeq and is a predicted model, not a curated record. The transcript has a single exon.
AUGAGUCUGGACUGCGAGGGGGACGGGGCCCCAUGUGUGGAGUGCGGCGAGUUCGACUUCUUGCCGUACGCAUGCCUGCGGUGUGGCGGCACGUUUUGCGCGGCGCACACGAUUUGCCACCACAUUCCGGGACACGCUGCGCUCACCGCUGCUGGUGUGGCAUCAGCGGUGCCACUCAGCGAAGCUCAGGGUGAUGCUGAGGUGUCAAAGGCUGCCCCGCUAUGCAUGCCUUUGCAAGGGGUAUCGUCGACACUCACCGAAGCUGACGCGACACCAACAUCAAGCGCGCUCUCUGAUCGACAGCAGCAUCGAUGCGCUGUGUGUCAGUCGGUGCUGUGCGCUCUGGCGCCAUGUCCUCAGUGCGGGGACUGCUAUUGCGCAGCUCACCGCUUUCAUGGCCACGAAGACGUCACAUCGAAAAAGUGGCAGCAGCGGCGAGCAAAUCCGCGCGCCGUCUUCUUCGGACAGCGGGGCAACAACAGUACCACGACCGUCGAUCCCAUCGCUGCGUUGUGCUCUACGUUCACGUCAGCACACCCUCUCGUGCUCGCGCCUGUCGGAUAUCGUAGCCGCCGGAUGUAUGCGCUGGCUCUCAUCGUCGCACCUGCGACCGCUGCAGCGAUGGCCUUUACGGGCACCCCAAUGGGUGGUAGCGAAGGGUCCCCCUAUACUAUCGGCGUCUGCAGCUUGAUUGUAGCGACGGAGAUGUCGGUGGGUCAGCUAUGCGAUCGACUCGUGGGGUUUCUGCGAGAUGCAUGGAUACCCGUCAUGGAACAGGAACAGGAUAGCGAGGCGGCCGGUUCGGUGGCGUCGCUGGGGUGGUCGGAGUGGGUCUCCUCAGCGCCCUCGUCCUUGCUCAGUGUGGUUCCCGCUGUCCCCACCCCUGAUAGUACGGCAGCUGUCGGGUCAGCAUGGCGCCGCGUGCCAGCGCUGUCGCUGGUGCAGCUCCCGGCCGAUGUUAUUCUACGGAAGGCACCAAUAGUGAGUGCGACGGUGUUGUUGCGCCUCGCCGAUACCACCACGGCAGAGUGCACGGCGCCGGAGGCGGAUGUGGCUCUACGACGUUUCAUGACAACAAUCCUGUACGGGAAGGCCGCCACCUCCUCAACGGCUGCUCCGUGGACGUCUGCAAUGGCCUCCGCUCACCGCGAUGAUCGCGUCAAGGCGCUCGCCACGCGCCUCUAUCUUCAGCAGCAGCUGCUUUGCCGUACCACGGAAGACGCUCAUGAAAGCACUGCCGCCAGCGCAGAUGUGACAUCGGACAAAGCAGAAGGGCGGAGUGCUCAGCUGCUAGAGGGUCGUACUGGGGCCUCUGUGCAGGGGAUAGGGACGGUGGUAGAGCUGACACCCGACGCUGAGGGUGAUAUUACUCCAUCACCCACUACCGUCUCCGAUGCGGCUGGCAGCACGAAGCCUUUGCCGGUCGUGGCAGUGUGGCCGUUCCGACACGCUCCACCGCUGAACAACUUCAACUUUUUCAACUCUAAGCUAAAUCCGUGCGGCAUUGCUGCAAUUCGCCCUGCUGCUGCCCCGCGCGUUGUCGUGGCGGUCUUCGUCGCGGAUGCCACCCUACCGGUGGCAGUGAUGCCCAUGUGCAUUGCGGUUGGCCACAACUGGCCACUUGCUCGUGUAGUCGAUCGCAUUCGCGAGGAAGUGGGAGAGCAGCAACUCGCGCAGCACCGUGACGCCAGGGAAGCGCUCAAUACGUUCUCUGUGCAUCAUCUUGGCAACGGCAGCGGCGCCUCCUCCGCAGCGGCGGGUAUUGCGAGAGAGCCAGUCUGCUUAUGGAGUGGCUAUGCGCAGCCCUUCACCUUGUCCACUCCGGUGACGCUGCAAAGUGCGGAUGUACUGCUGCUGUGCCCCGCGGAUUCGCCUGGUGCCGAGGUGGCGCUGAGGGAAGAGCUGCAAAGACUUCGGGGUUUGACGGGAAAAGCGAAGGCGGCGCUCAAAGCAGAUCAAGUGAAGAAGUGCGCUGUUAUGUGA